This is a messenger RNA of Penicillium roqueforti, 1668 nucleotides long. RefSeq names its product transcriptional regulator family TF. Gene Ontology annotation, molecular function: DNA binding; zinc ion binding; DNA-binding transcription factor activity, RNA polymerase II-specific. Gene Ontology annotation, biological process: regulation of DNA-templated transcription; DNA-templated transcription. The transcript is spliced from 7 exons. The record is from RefSeq and is a predicted model, not a curated record. The coding region runs from base 1 to 1668 and encodes 555 amino acids. Lineage: Eukaryota; Fungi; Ascomycota; Eurotiomycetes; Eurotiales; Aspergillaceae.
AUGGAAACUGGUCGUAAGCGUGCUUCUUUGGCAUGCAACUAUUGUCGCAGGCGGAAACGUCGCUGCAAUGGUGCGAUACCCUCCUGUAGCCUCUGUGAGGAUUCAGGUAUUGAUUGUGUUUAUAAUGAAGCUGAUACUGCGAGGCCUCGAGGGGAAACUUCCUCUUCGGAGUUCUUUCGCCGUCUCGAUGCAAUUGAGAACUUCUUAUGGAGUCAUCCGAGACUCCCUCAAACACCCCAGACUGGUGAAAGAAGGAGUGGUGAUUUCACACUCCCGCCGUCAUCUGAGAAUGAAAGAGCGGACUUUUCUCAUCCUUCUACCAUGUUGAUUUCGUCUCCGUCAAGACCAAACCCGGCGGAUAUCUCCCAGCUUAUAAGUACAAUUACAGCGAGUCAGUUGCCAAUCCUCAAUGAAACGAGCACUUAUCCACUAGUGGAGGCGUAUUUCAAACACGUCCAUGUUGAGAUGCCAAUCCUUGACAAAGACCAAUUCUUGGGGCUUUACGAUCACCAUAUUAGGGCCGGUCUGAGCGUUGACUGUGACUCUGCACUAUGCCUUGCAGUUCUUGCAUUAGGCUCUGCAGCUCUCGAGCAGGUUGACCCGAUAAAGUCCAAGUCUCCAUACUGGGUGCCUGGGGCAGACUUCAUUUCACCUGCGUUGCAGAUAUUGAUGAAUGAAUAUUUACUUUCAUUUUGUCCCACAAUCACUCUCCCCCAGAGUUUGAUACUCAUUUCGAAAUAUUUUGGGUUUCUUUUACGCCCUCUGCAAUCAUGGAAACUGGUCCACAUGGCUUCCACCAGUAUCCAGUAUUUAAAUAGCCGAAGCCAAGCUUCGGCAGAUAAUCAUGACCUCAAAUCCAGCAUUAUUCUGCUAUCGUGGGCAGCGUUCGACACCGAGUGUGAUCUGAUAGCUGAACACCAUUUACCACGAAGCGGUAUCGAACAUGUAAUUGAUCUGACACCUUUUCCAACCUUUGCAAAUAACGACGCCAAAGAAACACACGUCUUCCUCGCCGAACUAUCCAUUCGUCGCCUACUAAAUAGAGUACACCACACUAUGUACGGAAGUGACUGGACAAGGCGCAGCCUCGGUCUACAGCCAGUCUCAAGCGACAGUCCCUCUUAUGACUUCCAAUCGCUCUCUGCGAUCCUGAAUGUCUCCCAAGAGCUUGCCCGGCAGCUCGACAAUUGGUUUGACUUAUUACCGCGAACAAUUAAACCAGAUAUGAACGAUCCGUCACGAUGUACUGGCCUUCAACUCAAUAUGCUCCACCGCUUCCACUCCGCCAAGGAUAUCAUAACUAGACCAUUUCUUCUUUGUGCAAUUGACUCAUCACCCGAGAAUGAUGUUCCCCCUAUGGUACUCAAACAGUGCGAGUCCAGCAUAGCCAAUUGUCGAACGUAUCUGGAUGCCUCAACGCGGAGACUGGUGGGCCCGUCAUUUUGCGCAGAAAUCAUUAUUCAUACGAUGUUUUCUUCUAUUCUUCUCCUGACCCUAGGCUCUGUUUGUCCAGCUUUGGCCCACUUAGUACCGGAUAUUGAUACUUUGCAGAAGAACACGAUAGAAACCAUCGAGCGAUUUGCCGUGGAAGGCUCUUUGAUGCAGGAGAUUCAUGGGAUCAUUGUGUUAUUACAUAGUAAAACACGAGUUCUCAGGCGGGCUAUGUAG